CGCGAUGCUCUGACGCUCAGCUCGCCCGCGUCGCGUCGCGUCACUCCGGCGUUCAUCCGCUCUCACCGCCUCAGCUCUUCAUGCCCUCCGUGUUUUAUUUAUGUGCUGUUAAAACCCGUAGACAAGUGCCUGAACGAAUGAGUAUCAAUACAAUUUUUAGAAUAUGAACUUUUUGCCAAAUGGAAUAUGUUUCUAUCUGUCCGUGGCAAUUUGCUGGUUCUCAUCCAGAGUCGACGCGUCGUGGUGGUACAUGGGCACUCUUGGAUCGCAAGUGAUGUGCGACAACAUCCCGGGUUUAAUUAACAAACAGCGCCAGUUGUGCCGCCAGCAUCCCAAAGUGAUGCAGGCUAUAGGAGCUGGCAUCAAAAACUGGAUUGGCGAAUGUCAGCACCAGUUCAGGACCCACCGCUGGAACUGUAACACCAUGGCACGCGAGCACAAUCUGUUCGGGAGGCUCCUGCACCGCAGCAGUCGUGAGGCAGCUUUUGUCUAUGCCAUCUCCUCAGCUGGUAUGGUCUACACAUUGACCAGGGCGUGCAGUCAGGGUGAGCUGGAAAACUGCUCAUGUGACCCUGGAAAAAAAGGCUCAUCCCGCGAUGCCAAGGGAGCUUUUGACUGGGGGGGCUGCAGUGAUCACGUUGACCAUGCCAUCAAGUUCACCCAGGUCUUCAUUGAUGCCAAAGAGAGGAAAGAGAGAGAUGCCCGGGCACUCAUGAACCUGCACAACAACCGAGCAGGGAGGAAGGCGGUGAAGCGCUUUAUGAAUCUGGAGUGUAAGUGUCAUGGUGUCAGUGGCUCAUGCAACGUCCGCACCUGCUGGUUAGCCAUGGCUGACUUCAGGCAGACGGGUGACUAUCUUCGCAAAAAAUACAACAACGCCAUUCAGGUGGUGAUGAACCAAUAUGGGACGGGCUUCACCAGCGCAUACAGGAUGUUAAAGAGGCCUAACAAAAAUGACCUGGUCUACUUUGAAGACUCGCCUGACUACUGUAUAUGGGACCAUGAGUCUGGUUCGGUGGGCACCGGUGGGCGAGUGUGCAACCGCACGUCACGCGGUACUGACAGCUGUGAGGUCAUGUGUUGUGGGCGGGGCUACGACACAUCAAGAGUGAGUCGCACAACCAAGUGUGAGUGUAAGUUCCAGUGGUGCUGUGCUGUUCACUGCAGGGACUGUCAAGAAGAGGUGGACGUGCACACCUGCAAAACCCAGUCCUGAUCAAACCACUUCUACAUCGCUUUUUUAUUGUGGCUCGUUGGAGAAAUAUACGUACACAACAUGACCAGCAACUUCAAAACAAUGCUGAUUUGAAGCCUUAACUAGCUUUACCGUCUUUAUUCGCUGUUUUGUUUAUUACUCUGUCAUAACACAGAUAUUUAUUACUGCUUUGGAGCGUAAGAAUGUUUAUCUUUAAUGUAUUUUCGUAUGUUGAAAUGUAAAUACAAACUUUAUGUAAUUUAAAAUAAAAUGUACACGUAUGUAACAAA
Danio rerio (zebrafish) is the source of this 1485-nucleotide messenger RNA. It is a transcript of the gene wnt2, whose product is annotated as wingless-type MMTV integration site family member 2. Gene Ontology annotation, biological process: animal organ development; Wnt signaling pathway; system development. Gene Ontology annotation, molecular function: signaling receptor binding. Gene Ontology annotation, cellular component: extracellular region. The record is from RefSeq and is marked provisional. Lineage: Eukaryota; Metazoa; Chordata; Actinopteri; Cypriniformes; Danionidae.